Molecule: messenger RNA, 1397 nt
Organism: Python bivittatus (Burmese python)
Lineage: Eukaryota; Metazoa; Chordata; Lepidosauria; Squamata; Pythonidae
Source: RefSeq, a predicted model, not a curated record
GUGUCUUGGUAAAACCUUGCUUCCAAACACGUAGAGUCUGGUGACAGGUGCUCUGACUGAAGGUCAUUGCUGUUCUCAAAAAGGAUUUUCCCAGUCCAGGCCUCAGAACUUCACUAUAAGCUCCCUAAAUCACUUUAAAGAGUGAACAGAAUUUGCAACCGCAGGUGAAAAGCUGUUGGUAGAAGACUGGGACUGAAAGAGGAAACGACUUUUACAGCAGAACUAGCAGAGUUCUGAUGGAAUUUGCAAAGUUUCCUCGUUUGCUUCCGUGUUAUUAAACAAUAAAAUUUGUUGCUAUGGAGACAGAAAAACUGGAAGAAGUACAACGACACCGUGGGAGAUCAGCCAAUGGUAUCCAGAAGGAUAGUCCUCCACAGGCAAUAUCAAGCCUGGACUUGAUCUCUGAUGAUGAUUCUGAGGCAUCUGACAAUAUAACUGAGAAAGAACCAGAGGCACGUUAUAUUCCUAUUCGAAGAAAUUCCAUAUAUUAUCGUUCUAUCAGACUUCGAAACAGAAAGAAAGUAAGGAGUAGUAAAGAAGUUCAAAUGGAACGUUUUGAAGGCUCACUCAAAAAUGGUAAUACCACAAAUGAGCUUCUGAACAAAGAGGAACUGUUGCGCAUAUUUCACAAGAGUCUGUCUCUACAUGUAAAGCCAAAAAUGACAGCCACAGAAGAACAAUGGUUUCAAAGGCUGCUCCCUUCCUACCCCGGUUACCGUGGCAACCGCCCGGACUUCCCCGGUCCCGCGUCUGCGGCGGAAUCGCUCCGCAGCAGUAGCAGCAGCAGCAGCAGCAGCCGCAGCCGCAGCCGCCCGCUGCCGGGAUUUCUCCUGCUGCCGCCGUCCUCCUCGCCGCCUCGCAUGGAGCUUCUGGCUGCGGCGCUCAGCGCCGCCUGCGCCCUGGACCACGAAGGAUCUGCCGAGAGCGUGGCCGGAGCCCGCCCAGCUGGCAGUGAGUCCCCUACCAUGGCGGGACCAACUUCUUUUCCGGAAGAGACCCCUGAGCAGGCUGACUGCCCAGCUGCUUUCCCCGAAGCUCUGCAGAUGAUUCACCCCAUGACGGCAGACUCUUGGAAGAACUUCAUCGAGCAAAUAGGUCUCUUGUAUCAAGAAUAUCGGGAUAAAUCCACGCGUCAUGAGAUUGAAACUAGGCGGCUGCAGGAUUCCCAGACAGAUACUGAAGAGUGCUCAGCUACUGAAGAAUCACCAACAGAAACUGAAACUACAAAUGUGUUAGAAAACAAGACUGUCCCCCAGAUUAACUUGCUCAGGAAUUCCACAUCUAGGUUCAAUUUAUGGCAAGAUCUUCCAGAAGUCAGAAGCAGUGGUGUUCUGAAUAUUCUCCAGCCAGAUGAAAUCAAGCUUCAAGAGGUAAUAUCAACUUAAGUGGAGGAUGAU